CAAAAGCGCAGCAGGAGCCAUUAGCACUUCAGGGUCCCUGCUCCGGAUAUAAGGGAGGGAGCGGGGCCGGCCGGGCUGUCUGAGCAGCCCCUCACCUGCUGCCUCCGCCUCCUCCCGGUGCCGGGCCCCGCGCCGCUCUCUGGCACAGCCUGGCCAUGCUCGCCACUACCCUGCUGCCCUGGGGGCUGCCCGCCCCGGCCCUGCUGCCCUACCCCGGCGCCCCGCCACUCGGGCACCCCCCCAAGGCUCCGGCGGGGAAAUCCUUCACCAUCGACGCCCUCCUGGGCCGCUCAGAGCCGCCGCCGCCGCCUCCAAGCGCCGCGCGCUGGGACCCCUGGCCGGGCGGUGCGCCCUUGCCGUGCGCCCAGGCGCACCCACUCCUGCAGCCUCGGCCGCUCUACCCCGGCUGCUACCCGGGCCUGGGGGGCUGGCGCCCCCCUCUCGGAGCUCCAGGCUGCCUGCUCGCCAAAUGCUGCUUCCGAGCCAAGGCGGGCAAAGCCAAGCGCGUCCGGACCAUCUUCACCAGCGACCAGCUGGCCCGGCUGGAGAAGGAGUUCGCGCUGCAGCAGUACAUGGUGGGCACGGAGCGGUGCCUGCUGGCCUCGGCGCUCCACCUCACCGAGGAGCAGGUGAAAGUCUGGUUCCAGAACAGACGGAUCAAGUGGCGGAAGCAGAGUCUGGAACAGCAGCAAGCCAAGCUGGUGAAGAUGGGCCUGGCUGCUCCCCAAAGACGCCCCGGUGCACAGCCCGACCAGGAAGAGGAAGGAGAGAAGGACGCCCCCGAGGAAUCUCCCGAUGACCAGGGUUUGGCCUCCCCUCACUCGGAGUAAGCGGCUGCACCCCUCUCCGGACACUCCUGCGGUGUGCGUAGCCCCUCACCCUGUACAUACUGUAUCAUAGCUGGCCGGGCACAUAUCUAAUAUAUACAGUGUAGGGAUACUUUUUUGCAGUGCAAAAAUAGAUUAAUUUAUGCCAUUAUUUUAAAAAUAAAACACAGUUACUCUGCUGCU
This is a messenger RNA of Pelodiscus sinensis (Chinese soft-shelled turtle), 1010 nucleotides long. RefSeq names its product homeobox protein not2-like. NCBI's taxonomy places the organism in Eukaryota, Metazoa, Chordata, Testudines, Trionychidae. Gene Ontology annotation, biological process: regulation of transcription by RNA polymerase II; central nervous system development; neuron differentiation. Gene Ontology annotation, molecular function: DNA-binding transcription factor activity, RNA polymerase II-specific; RNA polymerase II cis-regulatory region sequence-specific DNA binding. The record is from RefSeq and is a predicted model, not a curated record. Gene Ontology annotation, cellular component: nucleus.